Messenger RNA from Phascolarctos cinereus (koala), 3745 nucleotides. The record is from RefSeq and is a predicted model, not a curated record. NCBI's taxonomy places the organism in Eukaryota, Metazoa, Chordata, Mammalia, Diprotodontia, Phascolarctidae.
UGAAAUAUGUAUCAAGUUAGUAAGUAGCAGCAGCAAUUCCUGCCAGGGGCAGAUGGAUCGCUUUCAUUUUGCGGAAUGAUUGCUGACACCCGACAGGAUUUCCCUGGUUGCAGGAGCAGCAGCGGAGAGCCGAGCUCGACCUCUUUCUUGGGCGUGGAGAAGAGGCUGGAGGCUGCGGGCAUGGACGGCAGAGGAGCGGGAGCUCCUGACUCCUUUUAAGACUCCCAACCCCCCACGCGGUUUCCAGGAACCCAGCCCUAAAUAGACAAGGGCAGGUGGCCCGAGUGACCCGGCGGCACCCCGCCUCCGACCUCCCAACCUCUCCUUCUUGCUCUGCCUGCCGCCCCACUCUUCUUUUCCUUUUUAUUAUUUAUUUUUGUUGUGCGUGAAUUCUUUCCAGUGCGAUGCUAGUGGCUCCCCGAACGAAGAUUUUGACUGGGGAUGUAGAAACAACAGUGGCAUAAUAUGGGUGGGAAUCACUCCCACAAAACUCCUGUGUUUGAUGAAAAUGAGGAUGUUAAUUUUGACCAUUUUCAAAUAUUGCGGGCCAUUGGCAAAGGAAGCUUUGGAAAGGUAUGCAUCGUGCAGAAAAGAGACACAAAGAAAAUGUAUGCCAUGAAAUACAUGAAUAAACAGAAGUGUAUUGAGAGGGAUGAAGUGCGGAAUGUCUUCAGAGAGCUCCAGAUCAUGCAGGGCCUGGAACACCCUUUCUUAGUCAAUUUGUGGUAUUCCUUUCAAGACGAAGAAGACAUGUUCAUGGUGGUCGAUUUGCUUCUGGGAGGGGAUCUCCGUUACCACCUACAACAAAACGUGCAUUUCAGUGAAGGAACUGUGAAACUCUAUAUCUGUGAGCUGGCCCUUUCCCUUGACUACCUGCAGAGAUACCAUAUAAUCCACAGAGACAUCAAACCAGACAACAUAUUAUUGGAUGAGCAUGGGCAUGUCCACAUAACUGACUUUAACAUCGCCACUGUGAUAAAAGGAGCAGAAAAGGCUUCCUCGAUGGCUGGAACAAAGCCCUACAUGGCUCCAGAAGUAUUCCAGGUGUUUAUGGAUGGAGGCCCAGGAUACUCCUACCCUGUAGAUUGGUGGUCCCUGGGAGUUACAGCUUAUGAAUUAUUGCGUGGUUGGAGACCUUAUGAAAUCCAUUCAGCCACACCAAUCGAUGAGAUCCUCAACAUGUUCAAAGUAGAACGGAUUCACUAUUCCUCCACGUGGUGUAAAGGAAUGGUAGCAUUGCUGAAAAAGCUCCUCACAAAAGACCCUGAAAGCCGCCUUUCCAGCCUUGUAGAUAUUCAGAGCUCUCCAUAUUUAGCCGACAUGAACUGGGACGCCAUACUGGAGAAGGCAAUGACGCCAGGUUUUGUUCCAAAUAAAGGGAGGCUGAAUUGUGAUCCAACUUUUGAACUAGAAGAAAUGAUUCUAGAAUCUAAACCCCUUCAUAAAAAGAAGAAGAGGCUCGCCAAAAACAAAUCCAAAGAUGGAGGGAAAGAAAGCUGUGCCCUGAAUGGACACCUACAGCAGUGUUUAGAAACAGUGAGGAAAGAAUUUAUAAUCUUCAACAGAGAGAAGUUGAGAAGGCAGCAGGACACAAGUGGGCAGCUCUCCAUUGGUGAGAACCGUGUGGCACCCCCAGUUCAUGGGAAGCUCCAGGACGGGAGAAACAACAACAUCCUGAGCCAGGCCUGCACACGCGGCUGCAGCUGCUAGGCUCCUGUGUCCUUGCGUGAACCAUGUCUCAGUCUCCAUUCCCUUCUGUGCAUGUGAUGGUGUCUCUUUGUAUCCCCUCCCUCCUAAACCAAUCAAAAAAGAGCACUGAUCUAGGACUCAGGAGAUAGACAAUCUAGUCCUGUGUCUACCACUGACUCUCUGUGUGAGACCUUGAGCAAGGUCUUUCCUCUUGCUUCCCAUCUGACCUUGGGCAAGUCAUCCAACCUCUCUCGGCCUCAGUUUCCUCCACUGCAAAACAAAGGGGUCAGACUAGAUGGUAUUUAAGUGUCCAUUCCAACGCCAAAUCCUAUGAUAACUUUUCCAGGCCUUCAUUACCUCAUCUGUCAAAUGGGAAUAAUAAUCCCAGCCCUGCUACCUCACAGGGCUGUUGCAAAGGUCAGACUUUGUGACAGAUGGGAAAACCCUUCUAAAAAGUAUGAAUCACUAUAUAAAGUCAGUGCCUAGAGGUAAAAAGAACACUGACCCACGGAACAGGAGGAAGAUGGAGUUCUGGUCCCAGCUAUUCUACAAACUGUGUGACCUUGGGCAAAGUCACUCUCCCUCUCUGGGCCUUAACUUCCAUGUUUGUGAGGGGGUUAGAUUAGAUCAGACUAAAUUACAUAAGGUCUCUUCAGGAGCUAACAUUUUAGGUUCUACGCUCUAAUGUCCCUUCUAGCUUUAACAUUCUAGAUUCUGUUCUAAGGUAUCUUCUUGUGCCGACAUACUAGGUUCUAAGGUCCCUUCAGGCUCUGAUAUUCUAUGUUAUAAGACCCCUUCUAGUUCAAAUGUCUUAUGUUCUAAGUCCCCUUCCAGCUUUACCCUUCUAGGUUGUAAAAUCUCUUCAACGCUAACCUUCUUUUAAAACCCAAUUACAGACAGCCCUUCCAAGUUCACAAUUCAAUUCAUCCGCAGCAAUUCCAACCCUGUCUAAACCAUGCUUUGGGAAAACAAAGCCCCAUCAGCAUCUUCCUGGGAGAGAAUCAUCUUCAGAAUCUGGGAACCAAACUUGAAACUUUGCAGUUUACAUUCUCCGAGGCCAGACUGUGAGGUUUCAGACUCUUCACAAGGGCCCCCUCCCUCCCUGGCUCCCUGAGAUUCAUGUGCCAAUCCACUUUAAAGGAAAUUGUGUUCUGUUGUUGUAUAUGGAAGCCACCUGCAGCACCUGGAAGCUGGGGCUCCAUGUGAUUGCUAAAUGUGACUAGAACAUGUGCUGCCUCUUAUGUCGAUGUGUCUGUACCUGAUGUCUCUGUGACUGCGGUGUUCUCUGUAGCCAACAACUAAUGGCGAUCAACUACCUGAAACCUAGUCAUGCAACAUGAAUGUAAAGCUGGCUCAUUUGUUCUCCCUCCACCCAAUGCCUUCCUGUGAGAUGAAUAAAAAGGAACUUAUUCUGAUUGUAUUAGGUUGGUGAGGAACUUUGGUCCUAGCUCCAGAUGAAGAAACAGCUGACCCAGCCAAACACGAUGUCCACACGGAUUUAAAAUGUCUUCUGUAAGAUAGAUAGAACAAAAAUCCUGCCCUCAAGAAAUGUGUGGGAGUGUGGGGCCUGGCACAGGAGGGGAAGGGAGGACAUAAAAGGGAAAAACAACACAUACAGAUUUAUAUGAAAAAGGUAUAGAGUCCAAAGGUCUGAUGCAAUCAAAGCUUUCCAGGGAAAUUUGAAGAAGGCGACAUUGUUUUCAGCUGUAGGGAAUCAGAGAAGACUUCAGAGAGAUGGCCCUUAUGGUUGUAAUUUAAGAAACUUAUUCAUUUAGAAGGUUUCACCUGUUGGAAAACCAAGAAUUCUUUGGUAUGUUCAGGGAAGCAAUUCACAUUUGGGAGGAACAUUUUUCUCUCUUUUCCUGGGUAUCCCCACAGUCAGGAAAUGAGAUAGGAGUCUUGGUAUUUUUUCUACCUUUAAACUUGCUCCCCAUACAUCUGGAUAAGUGCAUGGCUGUGACCAUGAAUUGUGUUUUUACUUUGUAUAGCUUUUCAUCUGGAAGCCAAAUUCCAUUUUCACCUUUUUACCAUGUGAAUUAAGUCUUUGAGAGAUAAC